Molecule: messenger RNA, 2259 nt
Organism: Mastomys coucha (southern multimammate mouse)
Lineage: Eukaryota; Metazoa; Chordata; Mammalia; Rodentia; Muridae
Gene: Wbp1l
Product: WW domain binding protein 1 like
Exons: 4
Coding region: 115-1212 (365 amino acids)
Source: RefSeq, a predicted model, not a curated record
GGAAGCGGGAGGGCAGAGCGAAACAGGAAAAGAAGGGAAGAAGGAAGCAGAGGGAAGAAGAGAGGGAGGAGGAGGGGUGGCGGCGCCGUGGCGGAGGAGCAGGAGCAGGAGGGGAUGGAGAGGAGAAGGUUCCUGGGUGGCAUGGCGCUCCUGCUCCUCCAGGCGCUGCCCAGCCCCCUGUCAGUGAGGGCUGAGCCCCCGCAGGCUAAGGAAGCCUGUGUGGGUACCAACAAUCAAAGCUACAUCUGUGACACAGGACACUGCUGUGGACAGUCUCAGUGCUGCAACUACUACUAUGAACUCUGGUGGUUCUGGCUGGUGUGGACCAUCGUCAUCAUCCUGAGCUGCUGCUGCGUCUGCCACCACCGCCGAGCCAAGCACCGCCUUCAGGCCCAGCAGCGGCAACAUGAAAUCAACCUGAUUGCUUACCGGGAAGCCCACAAUUACUCAGCGUUGCCGUUUUACUUCAGGUUUUUGCCAAACUAUUUACUACCUCCUUAUGAGGAAGUGGUGAACCGACCUCCAACUCCUCCCCCACCGUACAGUGCCUUCCAGCGACAACAGCAGCAGCUGCUGCCUCCUCCAGGUGGCCCUGCAGGUGGCAACCCCCCAGGCGCUGACCCGCCCCAGGGCUCCCAGGGAGCACAGAGCAGUCCUUUGUCUGGACCGAGCAGAAGCAGCACAAGACCCCCAAGUGUCGCAGAUCCUCAGUCCCCUGAAGUGCCCACUGACCGGGAAGCCACCAAAGCCCCUGGAAUGGAGUCCUGUAGCUCUGUGGCCGGCCAUGGGGAGCUGGACCCAGGGGCCUUCCUGGACAGGGAUUCCGAGUGUAAGGAGGAGCUUCUGAAAGAUUCAAGUUCCGAGCAUGGCGGCGUACCCCCCGACAGCAAAGACAAGACCCCCGGCAGGCAUCGUCGCUUCACAGGUGACUCGGGCAUUGAGGUGUGUGUGUGCAACCGGGGCCACCAUGAUGACGACCUCAAAGAGUUUAAUACACUCAUAGAUGAUGCUCUGGAUGGGCCCCUGGACUUCUGUGACAGCUGCCAUGUGCGGCCUCCUGUUGACGAAGAGGAAGGGCUCUGCCUAUCCUCAGAGGGGCAGGCUCGAGAGCAUGGGCACCCCCACCUGCCACGGCCGCCCGCGUGCCUGUUGCUAAACACCAUCAAUGAGCAGGACUCCCCAAACUCCCAGCGCAGCGGCUCCCCUAGCUAGGACAGGCCCUGCCUGCACCCAGGAGCUCGACAACAACCAGGGUCGGGGACACCCACAAGAGAAGCAUUAAGUGACUUGGACAAGUGGUCCGGCCACUUUGUCCACUUUAUUUUAUCCCCCUCCUGUCCCACCUUGCCCACGUCUCCAGGUACAAAUUCAGGGUGUGGAUGCCUCCUCUCCCCACAAAAGCACAGUGUUCUAGAAGAUGGAGAAGCUGGUUCUGUGACUCAUUCUGCACCCCCUUUUCAGAGCUGUGUCUCACUUGCCUGCUUGGCCGAGAAACAGGCGUUUGGAAAGCCCUCGAGGACUGGGGCCGGACUGUGCCCUAAGGUGGUUCUCAGUGACGGAGUGGAUUCACAAGAGAACCGUGUCUCAGUCUGGGAGGCCCUGAGCGAAGAAGGAAACCCCUCAGGGGCCUGGGACUGUCACCUGUGCUGCCAGUGGCUGCAGAGCACCGGUCUAAUCCUGUGGGAGGGUGCGAGCUGGUCAGGGUGGCGAGGGACUCUCUGACCCGACAAGCCCCAGGUGGACAGUACGCAUCUGUGCAUUGUAGAGGGGACCCUCCCAGCCGGCUUUGGCCAGCCUCAGCCUGGCUCAGGUGUGGAAGGUGACAUCAUGUUCUCUCUGUUCUCCUUUAAAAACAAGUAACAAAGGCUAGUUGGAAACAAGAAGCAGAUGAGUGGGCAGGCGGGAACUCUCUUCUGCACAGGGGAGUUCUGCUGCUUCUCCCCAGGCCGCUGAGAGUUCCCAAGAGGCUGACUUCUGUUGGGCCAGGAGGAGAGAGUCCGAACAGGCCUGGUAGCGGUAGCCUUGGGCCUUCUGUCGAGGGGAGACCUGAGUCUGAAGGCUGGUAGAGAAAAUAGCGUCCUUCACUUUUGCCCUCUGUCUGUGCCCACAGGUGGUCAGUGGGCCUCGCCCCUCCUGAACACAGUCUGCAUUCUCUGUCUCCCUGUCCUCUGUAAGCAGACGGACUGAGGAAGUUGUGUGUUCAGGGUGAGGCGGCCUCACAGCCUGGCUCCCACACAGUAUUUCCUGUUGCGUUUGACU